AUGCGGCCACGUUCGGUGCCUCUCCAGUGCCGUCAAGACGAAGAUCUGCAAGUUGAUCAGCGUGAUGGCAAUUCUGAGGCCAGAGAGAUAGAAUUGAAGCUCAUUGCAGGCUCCAUCUGGACCAAAGGCGAUUUACUAGCGCUUCAGCUUGCUGCUGGACGACCCUUGUCGCCCCUUGCUACCGCAUACCUGCUCGCAAGGUGAGUGGAGCCACGCAUCUCAUCAGGACUCAGUUGCGGCUUGGUAGGCUGAGGCUCUGCCUUCCCUUAGAGAUGAUGAAGAGAAUGAUUCCGAGAAUCCGCGAAAUUGGUCUCGAGCAAGGAAAUGGUCAGCGACGAUAGUAGUGAGCUUGCAAGUUUUCCUGGCGACAUGUGAGCUUUGUUCUUUACCAAGAGCUACGUGUUUACGUCUUUGUGAUGACUGACGCUACGAGCUAUUUGGGACUGUCAGUCGGCGUGGCGCAUUUGGCACCUGCACUGGGAUACAUUUCGAAGGAUCUUGGCAUCCACUCCGGAAUACAGCGAGGCGCCAUCAUUGCCGUGUACAUUGCAAGCUUCUCGAUAGCACGUGCGUUUCUUAGCGAUGAAACAUCUUCACGAAGGCUGACAAGAGCAUGUCCGCAGACCUCAUACAUUCGCCAAUCAGCGAAGCAUGGGGACGUCGGCCUGUCCUUGUCGGGGGACUGGUGAUUUAUCUCCUUUUCAACUCGCUCUGCGCCAUCGCGACAAACACCCGCACGCUCCUAGCCUUUCGUUUCUUCAGCGGCGUAGGUGCAUGUGCUCCUUUGGGCACAGGUGGAGCUGUGUUGAUCGAUCUGUGGCAUCCCGACGAUAGGGCUCUCGCACUGUCCAUAUUCAGCAUUGCUCCUCAGCUUGGUCCGCUUGUGGGACCCAUCAUGGGGUAAGUGGCGUGUCGUACAAGCGCUUUCCUUGUCGAUCGCCGAUUGACCCGCAUUUGCAAAGCGGCUACAUGACGCAGCAGCUUGGCGAUAGUUGGCGUUUAGGGCUAGGACUCACUUCUGCAGCAAUUGCGAUUGCACUAGGUGCAACAGUCCUGCUGGUUCCAGAAACUCUUGCUGCUCGUAUUCCACACCUGCGUGCACGCGAACUUCGAGCAGAGCAAGGUGUCAAGGCUUUGUGCGCGGCAUAUGAGCAGACCGAAAGGUCCGCAGCUCCAUUUGCUGCCGAGGUGGUGCUGAGACCCAUCAUCCUCUUGAGCUGCGAGCCUGCAAUACAGCUUGCGGCCACUCAGUGGGUAACCUUGUGCUGUAGCCGACCGAGGUAGCAUCUUUGAAGCCUGACCGCACAUUGGCACUACCAGUCUAGGGGUGUGCUUUUCAGUCUUCUACUUGAUGGCGACUACAUUUCCAGCGGUCUACGGCACAUGCUACGGAGAAAAGCCCGGUAUAGUGAGUCCAGCCGGAGCUGCAAGGCUGUAUCAGUAUUCUGACUGCGCCCGUCACAAGGCGUCUCUGCACUACAUUGCGAUUUUUGUAGGAACAAUGAUCGGUGCAGCCUUGAGCUCUAGAUCCUUGCAUUUAAACGUAAGUUGCUCUCUUCUGGCGUGACAUCUUGUUCUAGACUCACUCAGCAACACCUUCGCCGCAUGCAGCGUGGUUGUGCUCCAGAGAGCAAGUUUCGGCCACUGAUGUGGUUUGGCUGCUUCCCGACUUGUGGUAUGCUGGUGUACGGCUGGUCUACCUGCAAUGGAUUACAUUGGGUGAGCAUUUGGACUUCUCCAGACCUACGCACCCAGCUGUCCAGCUCACUUGCUGUAGUCCCAACAGCUGCUGGCCGAUCUGGGAGUCACCGUGUUCGCGUGCGGCCUUGCCGUAUCAGUGGUUAUCGUACAAGUGCGUCAUCAAUUUGCAGCCUUGCGCUUCGGUGUUCGAGAUCAUCUGCUCAUUCACUUUUCAAUCGCUCGCUCUCAGAGCUAUCUUGCGGAGUGCUACAGCUUGCUCGCAGCCUCAGCGCUAAGCGCUUCUGUCCUGACACGCUCCCUGUUAGGCUUUGCAGCUCCGCUGCUCGGGGAGACCUUGUAUCACCACCUCGGUCUCGGAUGGGGAAACACGCUGCUCGCUGUCUUUGCUGGGCUUGUUGGCAUACCUUUGCCCUUCAUCAUGCUACGCCACGGUCAAGCAUUUCGCCUUGCCAGUAGAUAUGCUACCAAGUCAAGCGACAUAGAAAGCGAUCCUUGCGCGCAAUCCUCGUAG
Messenger RNA from Ceraceosorus bombacis, 2212 nucleotides. Lineage: Eukaryota; Fungi; Basidiomycota; Exobasidiomycetes; Ceraceosorales; Ceraceosoraceae. The record is from the annotation of a GenBank genome assembly.